This is a messenger RNA of Plectropomus leopardus (leopard coralgrouper), 1920 nucleotides long. RefSeq names its product organic cation/carnitine transporter 2-like. Gene Ontology annotation, molecular function: transmembrane transporter activity. The record is from RefSeq and is a predicted model, not a curated record. Gene Ontology annotation, biological process: transmembrane transport. NCBI's taxonomy places the organism in Eukaryota, Metazoa, Chordata, Actinopteri, Perciformes, Serranidae. Gene Ontology annotation, cellular component: membrane.
GAAGGGAACAGUUAGUAUUCUGCUAUGAAGAAUUAUGAUGACAGCAUAUAUUUUUUGGGUGAGUGGGGACGCUUCCAACAGAUCGUAUUCUUCCUACUUUGUGCCGGCAUUAUGCCACAUGGAUUUGGAUUCAUGUCUCUAGUCUUCUUGACGGCUAUUCCCAGUCACCACUGUCUGGUUCCUGAGGUUAACCUGUCUGAAAAGUGGUACAAUGCUAUCAUCCCAAUAGAGGUUGUGAAUGGUAACCAGGAGCUGAGCAGAUGCAGCAGGUACAGGUUGGAUGUCGUCAGAAAUCUCUCUGCUCUGGGAUUAAUACCUGGCGAGGAUGUCAACCUCUCUGACCUGGAGCAGGAAGCCUGUGUGGAUGGCUGGAGCUACAGUACAGACAUUUAUCAAUCCACCAUUGUCUCUGAGUUUGACCUGGUGUGCAGUGAUCAGUGGAAGCAGCCGUUCACCUCCACAGUCUUGUUAAUGGGAGUUCUUUUUGGAUCCUUCUUAUCAGGUCAGGUCUCAGACAGGUUUGGAAGAAAGCCUGUUUUAUUUACAAACAUGGCACUUCAGGCCACUUUUACCAUUGCUGAAACCUUUUCACCCUCUUGGACAGUGUUCUCUGUCUUCAUCUUCAUCACUGGUGUUGGACAUUGCUCCUACUAUUUAUCCUCUUUUGUGCUUGGUACUGAGAUCUUGACUGGGAAAGUGCGGCUCAUGUUCUCAUCUAUGGCUGUGUGUCUGGGCUUUGCUGUUGGCUACAUGCUGCUGCCUCUUGUUGCUUACUUUUUAAGGGACUGGAAAUCUCUCCUGCUGGGUGGCUCCUUGCCUUGCCUGCUCUACAUCCCCCUCUGGUGGUUCAUCCCAGAGUCUCCUCGUUGGUUGCUCUCUCAAGGAAGGGUGGAGGAGGCUGAGGCCAUAUUGCGAAAGGCAGCUAAGAUGAACAAAGUUGAGGCUCCACGGGUGAUCUUUGAAGAUCACAUUACACAUACUGAUGAAGCAGAGACACACCCUGAGGAACACUACAAUAUUUUCGAUCUCCUGAGGACAAAGAACAUCAGAAACAUAACUAUUAUUCUGUUCUUGAUUUGGAUCACAAUGAGUACUGGAUACUAUGGCCUGUCCCUGGACUCAUCCCAAAUGCAUGCAAACCCCUAUAUCAGUUCUUUCCUCUCAGCAGCUGUGGAGGUACCAGCAUACAUUUCCGCCUGGCUGGCACUACGAUACCUUCCAAGACGACUGUCUUUCAUCUGCAUCUUGCUGCUUGGAGGAGUGUCGCUGUUUUUAAUUCAGCUGGUGCCUCAAAGUUUGUCUGCUCUGUCUGUGGCUCUGGAGAUGCUGGGUAAAUUUGGUCUAACCGCUGGUUUUAGCAUAGUCUAUGUCUACACAGCAGAGAUUUACCCAACAGUGCUCAGGAACACAGCGGCAGGGACACUCUCUACUGUUGCCAGAGUGGCCACGUGCCUUGUACCUUUUGUGCUAAAGCUGAGUGUAUACUUUAAGUACCUGCCUAAAAUCACAAUGGGGACUCUGGCUGUUAUGUCUGCCUUUGCUGCUUUCUUCCUGCCAGAGAGUUUUGGACAACCUCUACCACAAACUAUUCAACAGAUGCACAAGAGAGGAAGUUUGGUUCCUAAAAGAAUUUAAAGCCCCUAUGUGUGGAUUUGACUCUGGCAAAACAACAACAACAAAAAACAACACAUACAGUUAUUAUUGAAACUUUUCACUCUUACAUGAAUUUAUAAAUUCAUAACAUAUCAGUGAUCAAAAAAUCAGCUCAGCUGUCACAGCGCAAAAUCACCAAGUUUAGUUUAAUCUCGGGUGCUUUACUAUACACUGUAUGUGUUACACAUUGUCAUGACAAUGUAAGAAUGUCCUUUCAAAUCUCAGCCCUGGUCUUUUCUCUGUGGAGAUUACUGUAUACAAUUGAAG